This is a messenger RNA of Octopus sinensis (East Asian common octopus), 499 nucleotides long. RefSeq lists its product as uncharacterized. The transcript has 2 exons. The record is from RefSeq and is a predicted model, not a curated record. Lineage: Eukaryota; Metazoa; Mollusca; Cephalopoda; Octopoda; Octopodidae. Gene Ontology annotation, molecular function: actin binding. The coding region runs from base 56 to 454 and encodes 132 amino acids.
CGAUGGUUUACCUGAUAGAAUAGUAUAAUAAAAUAAUAUACUUGGCAUAAUCCUAAUGGUCCUAUCUGUCUCUCUAUCACUUCCCGAUGAUUUCGAGACCACAUUCAACGACUUCAAAUUGAAGCACAAGUAUGACUACAUCAUCAUCCACCUCAACGAAGACAAAUCAAGCUUAGUCGUGGCCGAUAAAUGUGACACCUCUUCAAGAGAGAAGACUCAAAUCUUUGAGGAAAUGUCCGAGAAAGUCCUAAACCUCGACAAAAGCUGUUUCAUUCUCUUUGAUAACCCUUUCGCGUGGAUCAAGUUCAUAAAGGAACAAGAAGACGUCAAGACAAAAAUGCUUCUGGCCUCUUCCUUCCAGAGUGUCCGAACGAGGUACAACACAGGCUAUUUCGAGGCCUAUGGACCCUCCGAUAUGGUUUAUGGCACUUUUAUUAACAAUCGUAAAUCCUAAUCCCUUCUUAAUUAUUACUGGAAGUGUUAUUUAACAUGAUUAUUC